AUGAGUUCUCCUACUAAAGAAGAAAGUGAUCCAGAUGAAAAUGCUCAGAAAAAUUCUGAAAAUGACUCUUCUAAUGACUGUAAUACAGACUUGGAGUCUCCAUCUGCUGAUCCUGAUAUGAUCUAUCAGGCAGUAAUCAACCCAAUAAACAGGGAGCUGGGCACAUCAACCGCCCAGGAAGAUGUUGUUCCUCAAGCAGCAGAAAAUAGUGAGCUUGAAACAGAGAUUCAAAAAGAUCCUCAAGAAGAAGACAUCAAAGAUGAGGAGUCUCUUCUACUUCAGAUCCCCAUUCCUAGAAAAUUUGUUUCUCAUGGGCCCUUAAAUGAUAGAUCAGGAUCCCACUCGGGCAAAGUUGAAAUGAAAACAAACAGUUUCCGUCAUAGCACCAUAAAUUACAAAACCCGUUUUCAACUCACAGUUUCAUGGAGAGUCCCAUUUUUUAACAAUCAUGAGAUAAGAAGUAUGAUUCUCCGUCUGCUAUGUGGGAGAUAUUUCUCUCAGGCUGCAGGGUGUCAGAAUACCAUGUGGGUAAAGCAAAAAUAUAUAGCUUGUCUUUACCAUCCAAAUAAUUUCACCCAUAGUGACAGAGCCAUAAUAUUUGGAAGGCCUUUGAGGGAGCAGUACUACCAUCCCCUCAUUGAGAGAAUGACGUCUGGAAAAUUUUACAAAUCAACUGACCCUAAAGGGAAAUACAGAUUCCAAAUUGUUGUGAGUCCAGUGCUCUAUAUUUCACGGAUCCAAAUUCAAUGUACUUUUAGUAUAAAGCGUUUUGUGGAUAUUUGUAGAUCUAAUCAUAACUUGAGGGUUAUGCUCAUAAACACCAAUAAUGGUUGGAAAUACUUUUGUCCUAUCUGCAGAAGGACAUUUAACAUUCUCUUUGAACUUAGACAACAUUCGUGCAACUUUCCUGGAAAUUAAGUAAAAUUUCGGUAAAUUCAUUUUAAAAUAUAACUUCUAAAAAUUCAUAAUUUGACUACCAAAGUAAGACAAAAUUGCAUGAACAUAAAUUUUAGCAUUAUCAGAUAGAGUGGCAGAAAGGAACACAAACUAAUAGUACAUCUCAGUAAGAAAUACCUGUGGGGAAAGAAGAAACCUCUGUUUAUACUGUGCUUUUGAAAGUACAUCAUUGAAAUAUCAGGCCAGUCAUCUGUAUUGAGUCAACAGUUGAAUCAAGCAAAUGUUUUCAGUUUCUUAACAUCUUUUUCUGUAGAUAGAAACAUUGUUAACAUAAAACAGUCUAAGUAAACAGGAUUCUGACUAAGAUAGCAAACAUAUAUUGGAAGGUCAGAUAAAAUUCUACCAGGUAUUUCCAGAAAUUCUGCUAAAUUUAAUAUCUGUUAUGUUCUGCAUAUAUUCAAUAAAAAUCAAUUUAAAGG
Cebus imitator (Panamanian white-faced capuchin) is the source of this 1376-nucleotide messenger RNA. It is a transcript of the gene CPXCR1, whose product is annotated as CPX chromosome region candidate 1. Lineage: Eukaryota; Metazoa; Chordata; Mammalia; Primates; Cebidae. The transcript has 2 exons. The record is from RefSeq and is a predicted model, not a curated record. Bases 1 to 918 code for a protein of 305 amino acids.